Xiphophorus maculatus (southern platyfish) is the source of this 3289-nucleotide messenger RNA. RefSeq names its product sialic acid-binding Ig-like lectin 14. The transcript has 8 exons. Lineage: Eukaryota; Metazoa; Chordata; Actinopteri; Cyprinodontiformes; Poeciliidae. Bases 12 to 1265 code for a protein of 417 amino acids. The record is from RefSeq and is a predicted model, not a curated record.
UUGCUUGUUGGAUGUUUUGCUCACUGAGUGAAAUUCCUACGAAACCAGAUGAACAUUUUUCUAGUUUUAUCUGCACAUUAUUCAGUCUGAUGGCGGCUCUGUCAGAGAACGUGUUGACAGUCAGCAUGUUACUGAGUGUCGUCUUUCUUCCAGGUGCUUUGGCUGAUUGUCCCAAUCCAGUCCUUAUUGCUAACACACCUGGGCAGAUGGAAGCUCUGAGUGGAUCUUGUUUGCAAGUUCCAUGUAGCUUCAAUUCAACACAUUCCGAUUUUGGCAAAACUAAUGAUUAUUAUGGAAUUUGGUUGAAAAAUACUGAUUCUUUGAAUCACUGUCCAAGCUGUAUUAUUUUCAACAGCAGUGGGUCAGUUAACAAAUAUUCACUGAAAAUGAUUGGAAACCUGAGUGAGAAAAACUGCACCACUCUGUUUACUUAUUUAAAUACGAGUUAUACUGACACAUACUACCUCCACAUUGAGAACGGGGCAUUUAGGUCAACAUGUCAUUGUUAUCCUCUCCAUAUAAAAGUAAAUGAUUCUCCUUGGAGUCCCAGCAUUAAUCUUCCUUCUGACCUGAAGGAGCAUCAGUCUGUCACUGUAACCUGCUCAGCUUUCACUCCCUGUCCACAAUCACCUCCUGAACUCACCUGUAAUCUCCAACAAGACUCUCUCAAUCAAACAGAGAAAAACACAGAUGGAACCUUUACAACUAAAAUCCAGAAGACCAUCACUCUGUCAGACACACAUGAUGGAUACAACAUCAGAUGUUCUGCCAGAUAUCCUGUGAAUGGAGGAAUCAAGACAGCAGAGACUAAAGUGACUCUUAGUGUUUCAUAUGCUCCUAGAAACACCUCAGCAUCCAUCAGUCCAUCAGGUUUGGUGUCAGCAGGUAGCAGGGUGGAGCUGAACUGCUCCAGCAGAGCCAAACCUCCACCCAGCUUCACCUGGUUCAGGAACAACAAAGAUGGAGCCACUAAUGUGUCUGUGGGGCAGGUUUACAAAUUCAACGCUACUGAGGAGGAAGAAAAGUUUUACUGUGUGGCUACAAAUGAUCUGGGUCAACAAAAAUCAUCUGUGAUUCUUGUUGAUAUUAAAGAUGAUCAAUCAUCUGAAUUCCAGAUCCUUAAUAUAUUGAAGAUCCUGGGGAUUGUAUUGCUCUGCACUAGCAUCAUCAUCUUUGAGUGCUGGUUCAGAUUCUCCAAGAAAACAAAGAAGGAAACAGAAGAACCAACCUAUGUCAACAAUGUGAUGGUGACUAAAGCAUCAUGAGCCACAAAAAGACCAAGAAGAUGUCAAGGCCUCUGUCAGAGAGAGGAUUUAUUAUUUCUAUCCAAUUGUUCAAGUUUGUGUCUCAAGAAGCUUUUUUCUAUGUGCAAAGACCAAUAGGUGGAGGUCUGGAUACACUGUGGACGCGUCACCAGUCCAUCACAUCCCCAUUCGUUGUGCUUUAGAAAUUACUUAUUAUUUCUUGACACUUUGUUUCAAUAUAAUAUUGACUAAAUAGUAAUGCUUUGGUAGAACACUGUAGUAUAUACAGAAUACAUACAGUAUAUAUACUGUAUAUACUAUACAUAUACAGUAUAUUUGUAUACUGUAUAUGUGUGUGUACGUGGAAGGUUGAAUAGCUUUAUGCAUUUUCCUUAGUUUUUCACCUAAGUUUGUAAGACAAAACUACUCAUCAUAUUUUCCUGAAUGAGAAACUCAGUGUAGGAUGUCGUAUGCCGUAUAUAUUGCAGUUUCAGAAAGAGUUAGCAGGUGUGUACACAGGAUGAUUUCUAAAUCAUGCUUUCAUAAAGGUGUUCAUGUAAUAUGUGCAGAAUGGAGUUUAGUACUCUUAUAUAGCAGAUCCAUGACAGGUUUCAGUAUUUGUUGUGCGUAGUUCUGAACUAUUCUUGUUUAUGUUUUUGGUGUUUUGAUUUUUCAACUUAUGCUGAAUAUGUUCAUUCCUUCUCUAUUUGAGCAUAGUAUGUUAAUUGACAUGUCUAACUUUGAAUAGCUUUUUUUUCCCACAAAUUUUGCAUGUAGAGCAUCAGAAAAGUCACAUUUUUGCCUCACAUCAUGUUUUGCACAGAUUAAUGUGCUUUAUUAUUUCUUUUUUAUAACAAUGGAUUUCUUCUUGGUACUCAUCCAUAAAGGACAUGUCUGAGAAGUAAACACCUAAUAAUCGUCCCUUAAUCAAAUUUUCCCACCUGAGAUCAAAACCUUAUCUUGGUGGGUUUGAAGUUGUGCUAUUCAUCGCUAAACUCAAUGUUCAGGUAGAGAAUAACAUCAUCAUCGUCAUAAUAAACUGAUUUUGUUUUACACUUAGGAUUAAAUCACAAUGUAUGUAAAUAGUUUUAAUCUUCCUAUGUAAUUGAAGUGCCUUAUAAUGAUAUUAUCAUUUCUGAAUGGGAAUUUUAUGUAAUUGUCCUACAGUUUCUUGAGAUGACGUUUUGCUGUGAAAUUAUGCAUAAAAAUAAUCCAUAUUGAAAUUAAUCAGAAAGUUAAUGUAUAGAUAUAAUUCUCCUCUUCUGUGUUGUACACCAUGGCAGAUAAUGUGUUUGAAAGGCUAACAUCCUCUUUCACAAAAGAGGAUGCACUUUUGUGCAUAAACAAAGGACAAACAGCACUUAUCAGCUUUGACUUAAAAUUGACUUUCAAACACAGAAGUUGCUCUUGAGAUGUUUUGAAAUUCUCACAGAGCCAGAAUUAGAUUUUUCUUGCUGUUUCAUCUGCACAAUAUUUAGGUAAGAACAGUGUCGAUACAUGUUUGUGACAACACGUUUUUUCCAGUCUUCGUCUUUCCUAUAAAAACUGCAAUUGUUUCUAUUUGAGAACUAGUUGUUUUUAAUACACCACUAAUUAUUUAAAAGCACAAUUUAUUUUUCAGCUCUGUGUCAUGUAGUGCAACUUUUACCUAAAGGAGCCCAGAAUGACCAUUAGCUGCAUGUUUAGUGAUAAAUAAGAAAACUUACAAAGAUUUUGGCAGGGUAAGAAUACAGCAGCGACAACAGAGAAAACUGAUGAGAGCAUCAGUGGAGAGCAAUGAUUAUAAAAAGGUCUAAAUACUCUGAGACUGACAGAGAGACGGAAGACGACAGACAACAAAUAAAAGUCUAAGAGAGCAAGCCACAUGCAAAGUUGACUAAUUUAAUGGACUUUUAAUACAAGUUUCAAUGCAAUUUUGCACUAAACGUGUCAUUAUUUACCGAAUGACACUUCAUGCCAACAGUCGUAAACAUUCAUGAAAACGCCUUCAUGUUCAUCACAGGAGUUAUGUCAUGUUUAUCACAGUGUAAUGUCAGUUUUAUGCA